GAAAAAAAGAAAGAAGAGCCUCGUUUGCAGAUCAGGAAGAGAGUGAAGAGGAGAAGAGGAGGAGAAGACAGCAUGGAUGUGAUGUGUGUGAAUGUGAAGCAGCAGGGACACUCAGCACUACCAGGUGAGAGCGUGUGAUGGGACGAGGAGCUUGGUCAGAUUAAUAAUGUCCCUGGAAAGCUGACGCUCUACAAGUGGCAACAUGCUACGAGCUCAAAUCCCGUUCUCCUGCCUGGUUGUGUUCGUCUGCUGCUGUUUCGUCUGCUCCACCCGGGCUUCCUCCAAGAUAUCUUCGUAUGCCAAAACUCAGGACAGGCUGUUGUAUAAUCUCUUUAAAAAAUACCAGAAAUGGGUGCGACCAGUGGAAAAUCUGAAUGGGACAGUGAGGGUCAAAUUCGGAUUGGCCAUCUCUCAGCUGGUCGAUGUGGAUGAGAAGAAUCAGCUGAUGACCACCAACGUAUGGAUGAAGCAGGAAUGGGUCGACACAAAGCUGCGAUGGAACCCUAAGAACUACCAGGGUAUCACGUAUAUCAGAGUGCCAUCUGACUCCAUAUGGAUUCCAGACAUUGUGCUCUAUGACAAUGCAGAUGGGCAUUUUGAGGCCACGGCUACCAAAGCCGUAGUGAAGCAUGAUGGCACCAUCUCCUGGACACCACCUGCUAACUACAAAUCAGCCUGCACUAUUGAUGUCACCUUCUUCCCCUUUGACCUUCAGAACUGCUCCAUGAAGUUCAGCUCGUGGACCUACGACGGCUCACAGGUGGACAUACUCCUGGAGGACGUCCACGUGGACAAACGAGACUACUUUGACAACGGCGAAUGGGAGAUCGUGACAGCUACGGGAAGCCGUGGUUUGAGGAUGGACACGACAGGCUCCUAUCCUUUCAUCACUUACUCCUUCAUCAUCCGGCGUCUCCCUCUGUUUUACACGCUCUUCCUUAUCGUUCCCUGCAUCGGUCUGUCCUUCUUGACUGUGCUGGUUUUCUACCUGCCCUCGAACUGUGGAGAGAAAAUCUCUCUUUGUACUUCUGUUCUUGUCUCGCUCACUGUGUUUCUCCUGGUGAUAGAGGAGAUCAUCCCGUCCUCCUCUAAGGUCAUCCCGCUGAUUGGCGAGUAUCUAGUCUUCACCAUGAUCUUUGUCACACUCUCCAUCAUCAUCACGGUCUUUGCCAUCAACAUUCACCACCGCUCCUCAUCCACGCAUCACGACAUGGCACCCUGGGUGCGCCGGGUCUUCCUACACAGUCUCCCGAAGCUGCUUUGCAUGCGCAGCCAUGUGGACCGCUAUGCCACAACAGGAGGGAAUCAUCGAGCUGGAGGAACAGCAGCCCUAAACUGUAGGAAGAGCUCAAAACAAGACAGCAGCCUUCUGCUUAACUCAGCAGCACACAACCUUCAAGCAGCACUGGACUCUAUUCGAUACAUCACUCAGCAUGUGGUAAAGGAGAAUCAAGUCAGAGAGGUUGUUCAAGAUUGGAAGUUUGUGGCUCAAGUUCUAGACCGUGUCUUCCUCUGGGUCUUCUUGUCAGUAUCUGUACUUGGUUCUGCUCUGCUAUUUAUCCCUGUUAUUUACAAAUGGGCCAAAAUUAUUGUUCCAAAUUAUGGUGAUAACAGUAGCUAAGCUAGCACACGUACAAUGGAGUGUAUAGAGUUCUUAAUUUGUGGGGAAAAAAGCACAGGGAUUUAAAUAUUUUCUGUAUCCGUUAGGGCCGAUUGGUUGGAUGAUUGGUUUUUACACUGCCUUUCUUCACAAUGCAGCAAUCUACAGCAAAAUGCUAUCUGCUAUAAAAAAUAAUAGUGCUAUAAAUUUGAUAUAAUUACUAAGUUAUUAAAAACCUACUUGAAUGCACAGUUGAAAUUCUGCAGUAUAUAAAAAAACUGAAUGAUAUUUAUUUGUGUAUUUCUUUCUUGUGUUUGUUCUCAGACUAAUUUAAAGUAAUUAAAUGCUUUUAUAAUGUAUUUCCAUGUUCCUUUAUUGAAUAUCUCAAGAAUAAAAGUCAGCUGUGGUCACAUUGAGAGACUCAAUAUCUAAUUUCACUGUAAUAGACAUUAGCAUCCACGUGAUUAGGACUUAGAAAAGGGUAAUACUGAGAUAAAGAUUAAACACAGUAGGUAUUCCUGAGGCUUUAAAUAUUAAAGAGUGUAAUUAGACAGGACAUGGUGCAAAACUUCUGUUCAAGUCCAAAUUAAAAACAGGAAGAUGGU
This is a messenger RNA of Hemibagrus wyckioides, 2205 nucleotides long. It is a transcript of the gene chrna5, whose product is annotated as cholinergic receptor, nicotinic, alpha 5. Lineage: Eukaryota; Metazoa; Chordata; Actinopteri; Siluriformes; Bagridae. Gene Ontology annotation, biological process: signal transduction; regulation of membrane potential; monoatomic ion transmembrane transport. Gene Ontology annotation, cellular component: synapse; neuron projection; postsynaptic membrane. The record is from RefSeq and is a predicted model, not a curated record. Bases 203 to 1621 code for a protein of 472 amino acids. The transcript is spliced from 9 exons. Gene Ontology annotation, molecular function: acetylcholine-gated monoatomic cation-selective channel activity; transmembrane signaling receptor activity.